AUGGGCGCCGCACAGGCACCGUCCGUCGCCGAGGAUGCCCAUCUCCUCACGGCAGCAGAGGUCUUGGGCUAUAUUCGCACCGGCGAUUUGACUGUUGAGCAAUAUGUGCGUGCGCUACUGGAUCGUAUUGCCGAGCGCGACUCGCAGGUCCGGGCCUGGGCUUACCUGGAUCGCGACUACGUCCUGGAGCAGGCUCGCGCUCUCGACGCCGUGCCGCUGGAGCAGCGUGGCCCGCUUCAUGGAAUGCCCAUUGGUGUCAAGGACGUGAUUUACACCAAAGAUAUGCCAACGCAAUUCAACUCAAGUGCCUACAAAGGCAAUUUCCCCAAAGUAGAUGCUGCUCCCAUUACCCUCCUUCGUGCCGCCGGCGCCUUGCUGCUCGGGAAAACGACCACCACCGAGUUCGCCGCGACCGGGGAGGGCCCGGCGACGCGCAACCCGCACGACCUGUCGCGAACGCCCGGCGGCUCGUCGUCCGGCUCGGGUGCCUCGGUGGGCGACUUCCAGGUACCCGUGGCGCUGGGCACGCAAACGGGAGGCUCUGUGAUCCGGCCGGCGAGCUUCAACGGCACGUACGGCUUCAAGCCAACCUGGGGCCGAAUCUCGCGAGAGGGACUCAAGUUCUUCUCCGUCACCUACGACACAUUGGGCUUUUUCACGCGCGGCAUAGACGAUCUUGUGCUGCUGGCCGACGCCUUUGGCCUGCACGACGACUCGUCCCUGCCGGCGUCGGCGCGCCUCUCGUCUCUCGACUCGGUCGACGGCCUGCGCCUCGCACUGUUCCGCACCAUGAUGUGGCCGCACGCGGGCCCCGGCACGCGCGCCGCCGUGGACGACGCUGUAGCGCUGCUGCGCGCCCGCGGCGCCACCGUCGAGGACGUCGAGCUGCCUGCCGAGUUUGACCAACUGCCCGCGUGGUACGACGUGGUGCUUGCCGUCGAGGGCGGCACGGCGUUCCUGCCCGAGUACCGCGCCAACCGCGCCCACCUCGGGGCGCUGCUGGUCGGGUACGCCCAGACGUCUGGGGGCUACUCGCACCGGGCUUACCUCGAGGCGGUGGACGGCAUCGCGGCGCUGCGGCCCAAGAUGGACGCGGUGCUGGCGGGCUACGACGCGGUGCUGACGCCGAGCACGCCCGACGAGGCGCCCAUCGGCUCUACGACGGGCAGCUACCUCUUCUGCAAGGUCUGGUCGGCGCUGCACGUGCCGGUGCUCAACAUGCCCGGGUUUCAGGGCGCUCACGGCAUGCCCAUCGGCCUGUCGCUGGUGGCGCCGCGCUUCAAGGACGCGCAGCUCCUCGCCGUCGCGGCGCCCGUCGCUGCCAUAUUCGAGGCCGAGGGCGGCUGGACGCGACGCGUGCACAACAAGACGGUGACGAUGACGAAUGGGCACUACAACGGAGCGGUGGACAAGACCGAGACGAACGGCGCCAGCCACAAUGCGACUCGCGGGUUCAAAUCUCGCCUAUAA
Akanthomyces muscarius is the source of this 1470-nucleotide messenger RNA. RefSeq lists its product as uncharacterized. The record is from RefSeq and is a predicted model, not a curated record. The coding region runs from base 1 to 1470 and encodes 489 amino acids. Lineage: Eukaryota; Fungi; Ascomycota; Sordariomycetes; Hypocreales; Cordycipitaceae. Gene Ontology annotation, molecular function: catalytic activity. The transcript is spliced from 3 exons.